This is a messenger RNA of Pterocles gutturalis (yellow-throated sandgrouse), 1794 nucleotides long. RefSeq names its product Fanconi anemia, complementation group G (gene FANCG). Gene Ontology annotation, cellular component: Fanconi anaemia nuclear complex. NCBI's taxonomy places the organism in Eukaryota, Metazoa, Chordata, Aves, Pterocliformes, Pteroclidae. Gene Ontology annotation, molecular function: protein binding. Gene Ontology annotation, biological process: interstrand cross-link repair. The annotation marks the transcript as partial. The transcript has 13 exons. The record is from RefSeq and is a predicted model, not a curated record.
AGACAGCAGCGAGGGGCCUUCGGGGAGCUGCUCCUGAGGAUGCGGGGGCUGCCGCCUGCCCUCCCUGCCCUGCCUCUGGAGCUUACCGUCCUCUACAACUCCCUGCUUUUUACUGGAGCAUCUGACUCUGCCAUCAAAGGAGAAGCAGAAGGAAUACGCCAGGGGCUUCUCAGGGUUCUGGAGGCUUGUGGGGGCUGCGGGCAGGAUCUUAGCACAGAGGAGCUGUGGCAGAAGGUGCUGCAGGAGGUAACUGCGGAGGAGCUGCAAGGACCUUUGCACCGACUGGGGGCCCUGCAAGCAGUGUGGUGGCUGGCAGCCAGCCGCCUGGGAAGCACCACCAGCCUCUUCCGGCUCCUGAGCCACACCGAGGAUGGGGGGAGACCUCUUUGCAGCAAGGGGAUGAACGAACUCCUCUCCCUCCUCAAGGCAUGGCGAGUACCUGCAGAGGAGGCCUCUCUGCCCCUUUUACAGAGCACCGAGGCCUUGAAAGAGAUCCUUUGCACUGCAGCAGCCUUCCUGCAAGGGCUGCAGGAGCUGGAGGCUGGGAACUUCCCCACCGCCUUCUCCCUCCUCCAAGAGGCUGCAGGAGGAUUCUGCUCCAAGAGGGUCCUGGCCCAGAUCUACACUUGCCUCGGCUGCUGCACUGAGCAAAUGGGCAAGCCCCAGACAGCCCUUCAGCACCUGAGACGGGCCCUCCAGGUAGACUUCCAGUGCCUUCCUGCCCUGUCUCACGUGGCAGCAGUGUACCACAAGCUGGGGGAGACAGACGCGGAGCUGCAGGCCCUGGUUCUGCUCUAUGAGGCUCUGGAAAAAAACCCUCCAGCAGCUGCUUCUGCUAGUCCACAUUUCCUAAUCCGAACAGAGCUCCUUAUCCACACACCAAUACUAUCUUCUCUCCUUCGCCAUCGCCACCCCUCUGAAGUGAAGUACCUGCUGGCACAGCGGUGUCUCCAGGAUGGGAGGGUGGCUGAUGCAGUGGAACAUUACCUGGAUCUUCUGGCUCUGCUUCAGGAGGGAUUGCAGCAGCAGGUGCCCCUAGAUGGUGGCUCAACUUUGCCCAGGAUCCCUGAGGUGUUCCUGGAAGCAGCGUCUGCCUUGGAGCAGGCUGGGAGGCAUCAUGAUGCCAUAACUGUGUGCGAGGAGGUCAUCAGCCGGACAACUGACCUGAUCCCACGGAUGUUACAAGUGGAGGAAAGGUUCGAGCAGCCAGAGUGCCCAUCUCCAGGGGCAGGGCUGGCGGGUGGACACCUGUCCCAGAAGGAGAGUCUGUGCUGCCUUGCCUGGAGAGCAGCUGGAUACCUGCACCAGGGCUGGGUGUGGGCCACACUGGGCAAGAGCAAGGAGGCCAUAACACAAUUCAGCAGGUGCCUCGGUGAUCUCUUGAGAGUCCAGGUUUAUGGAUCUGGCAUUGAACCGGCAGAGAAUCUCCCAGAAGUGGAGGUGCUCCAGAAGAUCAGGUUGCUCUCCCUCAUCGGGCGAGGUACACAAUUCCUAGAGCUGGGGAGGCACAAAGAAGCCUUGUUGGAUUUCCAGCAUGGUUUGCAGAUCUCACCAGGUGACCCAUCUGCUGUCUCCUACCUGGUGCAGGCCUUGUGGAAACUGGACCGAAAGCAGGAGGCGGCUGCUCACUGGCAGAAGUUCUCCCAGAUUCCUUUUCAGCAGGAAGGGCAGGAAAGGCCCCUUCCCUUGUACCUGGUUUCGUGUCUGAAGCAGGCAACCUUCCCACACAGGGAAUCACUUGCCAGAAGCAUACAUGAUUACCUCGGGACCACAAACCAGGACCCCUCGAACUAA